Molecule: messenger RNA, 1312 nt
Organism: Meloidogyne enterolobii
Lineage: Eukaryota; Metazoa; Nematoda; Chromadorea; Rhabditida; Meloidogynidae
Source: the annotation of a GenBank genome assembly
UUUUAUUCUUCCUCUUCUUAAAAUGUUUCAUAAUAGCGAACAACACCCUUUACAUAAAUAUACUUAUCAAAUACCUGGUCAAGAAAAAGUUUAUCCAAUAACUAGUGAUCAAAUAAAUUAUCAACAACAACAACAAAAUAAAGAUUAUAAUAUAGAUAAUACUUAUGUUAAUGGAACAAGUAGUAGUGGAGGUGGUGGAGGAGGAAUACAACAACAACAAAAACACCAACAAAAUUAUCAUACUAAUGGAGGAGGAAUAUUAGAAAAUCAACAAGAAGAAAAUUUAUUAAAUCAACAAUUUGAUCAACAAAUAAAAUUGGAUGAUUUUAUUUGUGUAAGAUGUAAUGAUGGAUUUAUACCUUCCGAAACUGUUGUUAAUUCUGGUGGGCAAUUUUGGCAUGCUGAAUGUUUUGUUUGUGCUCAAUGUUUUCAACCAUUCCAGGAUGGUAUAUAUUUUGAAUUUGAAGGACGUAAAUAUUGUGAACAUGAUUUUCAUGUUUUAUAUUCUCCUUGCUGUAGUAAAUGUAAUGAAUUCAUCAUUGGCCGAGUAAUUAAAGCAAUGAACGCGAACUGGCAUCCGCACUGUUUUACUUGUGAAAUGUGCAAUAAACAAUUGGCUGAUGUUGGGUUUUUGCGUAAUGCUGGAAGAGCAUUAUGCCGUGAAUGCAAUGAAAUUGAAAAAGCUGCUGGACAAGGAAAAUAUGUUUGUCACAAAUGUCGUUCAAUAAUAGAAGAUGGACGUCAUAUAAAAUUUAGAGGAGAUUCAUUUCAUCCUUAUCAUUUUAAUUGUAAAAGAUGUGAUGUUGAAUUAACUGAUGAUGCUAGAGAAAUUGGGGGUGCUUUGUAUUGUUUAAGAUGUCAUGAUUUGAUGGGAAUCCCCAUUUGUGGAGCUUGUCAUCGUCCAGUUGAAGAACGUGUAGUUACUGCUUUAGGAAAACAAUGGCAUGUUGAGCAUUUUGUCUGUGCUGUAUGUGAAAAACCUUUUCUUGGUCAUAAACAUUAUGAACGUAAAGGACUUGCUUAUUGUGAACAACAUUUUCAUUUGCUUUAUGGCCAUAUAUGCUUCAAAUGUGGAAAUCCUUGUGGUGGAGAAGUAUUUCAAGCUUUGGGUAAAACUUGGUGUGUAAAAUGUUUUUCAUGUUCACUUUGUGACAAAAAAAUGGAUCAAAAAACAAAAUUCUUUGAAUUUGAUAUGAAACCAGUAUGCAAAAAAUGUUAUGAAAAAUUCCCGAAUGAAUUAAAAAAGCGUAUAAGCGAUAAUUUGAAAGAAAGGGAAGCAGAUACAUUACGUAGGAGAUCGGGUAAAAGUUGA